AUGUUUCAAGUAGAGCCGCUUUCGCUGGAUGAACCUGCCGUCACCAUCUGCUUCCAGCCUUCCGGCGUCGAAUAUCGCAUUCGGAAGGAGGUCUUGAUCGCGCCCUCUACCUACUUCAGAAUCAUGUUCGACCACUUCCUAGAGGGCCAAACAGACAGAGUUGUCCUCGAGGAAAUCGACGGCGUAGUCUCCCCCCGAGGCUUUGAGAUUCUCAUGGAGUGGAUCUACUCCAAUGCCAUCGAGAUCCCCGACGCCAAGACCCCCGGUGAAUAUCUCACAGCUGCGAUUGAAGUCGCGCGUCUCGCAGAAUACUUCCAGAUCGGCGACAUUGAGGAUAAAAUCAGCGAAGAGCUUGCGUAUCAGAUUCGACAGGCCAACCCCAGCAAGCCCUGCGCCGGUUUUGACGCGCCUCAUGACCGCAUCCGCUCACGGAUUCGCGGAGGAUUCCGCUCCAUCGUGAAGGACAACAGCUACAUGGCCAAUUUGUACGACGUCUGGAUCACCGAGAAGCAUAUCCGUUCGGCGGUUCAACUGCGAAAGGGUCAUGGCGUGCGUCGUAUCCUGGCCGCCGUGUCAGCCGGGGCCUUGCUCGAUGCCCCGGAUCAGAAAUUCGCUCGACGAAGCCGCGAGUGCCCAGACUUUGGCGAUGACCUGUUGAUGGAAUUGAGAGAGACCAUCUUGUCUCUGGAACUUUGCUACAUGGAGGACACCGCCAAGGACAUGAAGUGGAUGAAUGAUCCCUCGCCCACUCCGGACAAUCUCGGCGCUUAG
Molecule: messenger RNA, 771 nt
Organism: Penicillium oxalicum
Lineage: Eukaryota; Fungi; Ascomycota; Eurotiomycetes; Eurotiales; Aspergillaceae
Product: BTB/POZ domain-containing protein
Exons: 1
Coding region: 1-771 (256 amino acids)
Molecular function (GO): protein binding
Source: RefSeq, a predicted model, not a curated record